Messenger RNA from Pyrus x bretschneideri (Chinese white pear), 1992 nucleotides. RefSeq names its product probable inactive receptor kinase At2g26730. The record is from RefSeq and is a predicted model, not a curated record. Gene Ontology annotation, molecular function: protein binding; protein kinase activity; ATP binding. Lineage: Eukaryota; Viridiplantae; Streptophyta; Magnoliopsida; Rosales; Rosaceae. The transcript is spliced from 2 exons. Bases 1 to 1842 code for a protein of 613 amino acids. Gene Ontology annotation, biological process: protein phosphorylation.
AUGAAUAGAAUCUUUGUCUUGGUAAUCUUCUUUUCGUUCUCCCUCGUCCUCCAUAGAACGCAUUCUGUGGAAGUUGAAGUCAAGAACUCACUCAUUAUCUUCCUUGCGAAGAUUUCUAAUGGUGUCAAACCCGGCCUCUCGUGGGGUUGGAAUCCUUCCUCUGAUCCCUGCAAGGACCAUUGGCAGAAUGUGGACUGUGAUUCUCUCAACACUACUGUCACAAAACUCUUUCUCAAUGGCCAAAAUCUCACCGGCGCGUUUGAUGCUGCUUCGCUUUGCAACACGAAACCUCUCGCAGCUUCUCUUACCACCCUUGCCCUUGAUGACAACAACAUUGCUGGACAAAUUUCAGGUGAGAUUGGACACUGCAAUCAGCUCACUCAAUUCACUGUCAGCAAUAACCGUCUUUCAGGUACCCUCCCUGAGUCCCUUACUGCACUGAACAACCUCAAAACGCUCGAUUUUUCCAACAAUCAGCUUACUGGGCUGAUUCCGAAUUUUGACUUCUCCCAUUUCGACAAGUUCAAUGUCUCUAACAACAAGUUCCAAGGACCAAUCCCUAAUACGAAAGGCUUUGUCCAAGCAAACAGCUUCGUGGGAAACUCCGAGUUGUGUGGAGAUCCACUGGCAAACAAGUGUCUGUCGUCAUCCUUGACAACGGAUGGGAACUCGAAAAAUUCCAAGGGUGUCUCAAAAAAUCAAGUGAUAUUAUACAUAGGAUAUGCUAUUUUGGCAUUGGUUUUUAUUGUGCUAUUAUUUUUCAAAAUAUGUACAAAGAACAAAAAGGAAGCUAAAAAGGUUGAUGCCGCGAACAAAGUUUCGGCAGUCGAUGAAAGCGUGAGCAAAAUUAGUGCAGCAUCAAGUGAGUUCAAGGGAGGAUUAAGCAAGUCCAAUUAUUCUGUCACAAUGUCAGAUGAUGAGAGCCAGAGCACUAAUAUGGUUUUGUCUUCACUUAUCGUCCUCACGAGCCCUGUGGUGGAUGGAUUGAAGUUCGAGGACUUGCUCAGGGCCCCUGCCGAGUUGCUUGGGAGAGGCAAGUAUGGCAGCCUCUACAAGGUCAUCUUCGAGGAGGGGAUGGUACUGGUGGUGAAAAGGAUAGAUUGGGCGAUUUCAGGUAGCGAUUUUAAGAAGAGAAUGGAGAGGUUGUACCAGGCUAAGCACCAGAAUGUGCUGCCGGUUCUUGCCUUUUACUCUUCGAAACAAGAGAAGCUUCUGGUGUAUGAGUAUCAAGAGAAUGGAAGCCUCUUCAGACUCAUCCAUGGAAGCCAUAGGGGCCAAGCAUUUGACUGGAGCAGCAGGCUCUCCGUUGCUGCUCGCAUAGCAGAAGCUUUAGCUUUCAUGCAUAAGGAGCUUCGCGCAGAGGGGAUUGCGCACGGCAACUUAAAAUCUUCCAACGUCUUGCUCAACAAUAAAAUGGAGCCCUGCAUAAGUGAAUACGGCCUCAUGGUAAUCAAAGAUUUAGACAACCAAACACCGCGCAAGGCUUCUAGGACCAGCAGUACCUCAAGCGCCUUCAACGGGGACAUUUACGGGUUUGGUGUGAUCCUUCUUGAGCUACUCACGGGCAAACUUGUGCAGCAUAACGGCGUGGAUCUGACGGUUUGGGUUCACUCAGUGGUUCGAGAGGAAUGGACUGCAGAAGUGUUUGACCAAACCCUAAUGUCGGAAUAUGCGAGUGAGGAGAGGAUGGUGAACCUGCUGCAGGUGGCUAUAAAGUGUGUGAACCGUUCUGCGGAGGCUAGGCCGAGCAUGGACCAAGUUGCCAUAAUGAUCAACACCAUUAUAGAGGAAGAAGAGAGGUCCAGAGUCUUUGAUCCACAAUCAUCUAUGAGCCUAAUUUGAUUACGAAAAUAGUUUUUCCAAUUUAAGCCCAUAUUUAUCUAUAUUUCCAUGUAGUAAUUAAGUCCAUAAUAGCAUAUUAUUUUAGAGAAAUGUUUGUAUUUUGAACCAAUAAGAGUAUAAUAUGCAGCCACUAUCUCAUGUCUUAAUUGA